CGCCGGCGCUCCCCCUGACGUCACCGCGGGGGCGCCUGAAGGUGACGGUGGUCGGUGUCGGUGUCGGUGCCGGUCCCGGUGCCCCCCGUCAUGGCCGCCAGGCAGCUGCUGGCGCUGCGGCACCUGCCCGCCGCSGCCUUCUCGACGGCGCCCAAGAAGACGCAGUUCGGGUCGCUCCGGGAUGAGGACCGGAUCUUCACCAACCUCUACGGGCGGCACGACUGGCGGCUGCAGGGCGCCCUGCGCCGCGGCGAUUGGUACAAGACGAAGGAGAUCCUGCUCAAAGGCGUGGACUGGAUCCUCGGCGAGAUCAAGACCUCGGGGCUGCGGGGCCGCGGCGGCGCUGGGUUCCCCACCGGGCUCAAGUGGAGCUUCAUGAACAAACCCCCGGACGGGAGACCCAARUACCUGGUGGUGAACGCGGACGAGGGCGAGCCGGGCACCUGCAAGGACCGGGAGAUCAUGCGGCACGACCCGCACAAGCUCCUGGAGGGCUGCCUGGUGGCGGGGCGGGCCAUGGGCGCCCGUGCUGCCUACAUCUACAUCCGCGGGGAGUUCUACAACGAGGCCUCCAACCUGCAGGUGGCCAUCCGCGAGGCGUACGAGGCCGGGCUGCUGGGCGGUGACGCCUGCGGGUCAGGAUACGCCUUCGACGUGUUCGUGGUGCGCGGCGCCGGCGCCUACAUCUGCGGGGAGGAGACGGCGCUCAUCGAAUCCAUCGAGGGCAAGCAGGGCAAGCCCCGCCUGAAGCCUCCUUUCCCUGCUGACGUGGGUGUGUUUGGCUGCCCCACCACAGUGGCCAACGUGGAGACGGUGUCGGUGGCCCCCACGAUCUGCCGGCGCGGUGGCGCCUGGUUCGCCAGCUUCGGCCGGGAGCGGAAUUCAGGCACCAAGCUCUUCAACAUCUCGGGGCAUGUCAACACGCCCUGCACGGUGGAGGAGGAGAUGUCGGUGCCACUGAAGGAGCUCAUCGAGAAACACGCUGGAGGUGUCCGUGGGGGCUGGGACAACCUGCUGGCCGUCAUCCCGGGAGGCUCCUCCACACCGCUGCUGCCCAAGUCUGUGUGUGAGACGGUGCUGAUGGAUUUCGAUUCCCUGGUGCAGGCACAGAGCGGGCUGGGCACGGCUGCCGUCAUCGUCAUGGAUAAAUCGACUGACAUCAUCAAAGCCAUUGCACGCCUGAUCGAGUUCUACAAGCAUGAGAGCUGUGGGCAGUGCACCCCAUGCCGGGAAGGUGUGGACUGGAUGAACAAGGUGAUGGCGCGGUUCGUGCGGGGCGAYGCGCAGGCUGCCGAGAUCGAUGCGCUCUGGGAGAUCAGCAAACAGAUCGAGGGACACACCAUCUGUGCCCUGGGCGAUGGGGCGGCCUGGCCUGUGCAGGGCCUCAUCCGCCACUUCCGCCCCGAGCUGGAGGAGAGGAUGCGGCGCUACAACGAGGCCAAAGCCCGAGCAGUGUCAGCGUAAAGGUUCACCACCACACCUCCCUUCUCCUGCCUGCAAGGGGCUUCUGGGGUAAUGGCAGCACUUGGAGGGUCUCCAGAGAGUCCUUAAUAAAGGCUGCUGUGCUCCCAGGA
This is a messenger RNA of Malurus melanocephalus (red-backed fairy wren), 1574 nucleotides long. RefSeq names its product NADH:ubiquinone oxidoreductase core subunit V1 (gene NDUFV1). The transcript is spliced from 10 exons. NCBI's taxonomy places the organism in Eukaryota, Metazoa, Chordata, Aves, Passeriformes, Maluridae. Gene Ontology annotation, molecular function: 4 iron, 4 sulfur cluster binding; NAD binding; NADH dehydrogenase (ubiquinone) activity. Bases 91 to 1464 code for a protein of 457 amino acids. The record is from RefSeq and is a predicted model, not a curated record. Gene Ontology annotation, biological process: mitochondrial electron transport, NADH to ubiquinone.